AUGCUCGUCUCCGCCAUCGCAGAGCACCUUCAGUGCCCCCGAAAGAUCCCCGCCAAGACACCUACGGACUGGCAACCUCCCUUCCCAGCCUACAGCGCUGGCUUUCCCAAAGCCACCAAAGACCUCGUCUUUGCUGUCAUUGGCGCCCAGUAUGCUUCCGAAGACAAGGCAGAUGGCGAUGCCGUCGCACGGUUGACGCAGUUCACCACCUCCAAAGCCGUCGAGCCCGAGUCUCGUCCACAGUUCGCGGAGUGGGCUGCCGUCACCGAUACCCACGGAUACUACAACAUUGCACACCUGGCUUACUGGCCCAGCAAGGCGGCAUACGAGAAGUGGUCCGUCGACUCCGGCUUCAAGACAUGGUGGGACGAGCUUGAUCCCCAAGCUGAACGCCACGGCUGGUUCCUCGAGAUGUUCCUCCCCACGAUGGACCGUUUCGAGACGGUCUUCUCCAACAACGAGAUUCCUGAGGGAGCGGCACACAUGCGCGAACGUGUGAUCGGCCCUAUCAAGGAGCACGUAUACUGGGGCAGCAUGCGCGACAGAAUGGCAGCAGCUCAGAACGACGAGCUUGUUGGAGAAAAGGUCGAGCGUGCCACGAACGGAACGACAAACGGCAACGGAGUCCCCAAGCCUCGAAGGGUCCAGGUUUCCGGCAAGAAGAACCUCGCCGUCAUCCGAUCCGGCCAGGAUUGGUCUGGAACACUGCCCGAAGAGCGGGAGCUGUACCUGUCAACGAUGCACCCCGUGCUCAUCGAGGGUAUGAACUUCCUUCGCGACCAAGGCGCUGAGGUCGGCUGCCACAGCUGCAGAUUUAUGGAUCUCGUCGACCCCGCGACGGGCAAAGCUGAUAAGGACCGCACUUUCGGAUUGGCCUUCUUCGACGACCUUGCAUCCCUCGAGGGUUGGGCGAAGGAACACCCGACACAUCUGAAGAUCUUCGGAGGCUUCUUGCAAUAUGCCAAGAAGUUGGAGAACAAUGUUUCGCUUCGUCUGUUCCACGAAGUGUUGGUGUUGAAGCCGGAGCAGCAGCACUUCGAGUACGUCGGUUGCCACUCCGGUACUGGACUGCUUGCAAUCGUAUAA
Colletotrichum siamense is the source of this 1086-nucleotide messenger RNA. RefSeq names its product Phenylacetaldoxime dehydratase (gene oxd-4). Lineage: Eukaryota; Fungi; Ascomycota; Sordariomycetes; Glomerellales; Glomerellaceae. The record is from RefSeq and is a predicted model, not a curated record. The transcript has a single exon. The coding region runs from base 1 to 1086 and encodes 361 amino acids.